Messenger RNA from Hippopotamus amphibius kiboko, 3867 nucleotides. It is a transcript of the gene MYNN, whose product is annotated as myoneurin. The transcript has 7 exons. The coding region runs from base 753 to 2498 and encodes 581 amino acids. Gene Ontology annotation, biological process: regulation of transcription by RNA polymerase II. The record is from RefSeq and is a predicted model, not a curated record. Gene Ontology annotation, molecular function: protein binding; RNA polymerase II cis-regulatory region sequence-specific DNA binding; DNA-binding transcription factor activity, RNA polymerase II-specific. Gene Ontology annotation, cellular component: nucleus. NCBI's taxonomy places the organism in Eukaryota, Metazoa, Chordata, Mammalia, Artiodactyla, Hippopotamidae.
CUGAAUAAGAUGUAAAUAGUUGUAUUAAAAUGUUUCUAGUCCAGACGCAGAAGAACCUUUUCCGGUAUAAAGCCCACCUUUCCCCAGGCGCAUGCUCAGUGUACCCUACUGCUUUGCUCCGCUUUCCUGCGUCUCAGACUUCUAUCAGCAGGUAAGCAUAUCCGGGAAACUGGGCUCCAGUUGGCUGAUGCAAACAAGAGUCAUGGGUUCCCAAGAGCUUCCCGGUACGUAAACAAAACACGGGUGAUUAGUCUCAGCUCAGGAAUUCCCAUGGCGGAGAAACCGAGUACACAAAGCAGCUGUUCCCACUCUUGGGGGCCUCAGGGAAGGGGAGGAUGAUGGGAGAAGACGAGCAGCUAACUACAAGCCCCAGCAUGCAACGCGCAAUUUGGCUCCUGGCAAAAGGUCCGCGGUGAUGCAGACUGUCCUCCAGCCAGAAAAGAAUACAGGCGUGGCGCUGUGAGCGUGUCCAAGACUCUCCCUGUUUCCGGCGGUUCCUGGCAGGCUAGGUAGCGGGGUCUCUGUACGCCGGCCUGUUCCCCCCUAGGCCGGUGUCGGACCUCCAUGGUCCUAGAGCCUACGGUGUUGCCACCGAACGCCCGGAGCCGGAUGUGACGUCGCCAUGGAGGAAGCAGGGAGAGGUGGAGCGUGGCGCGGUGACGUCCCUCAAAGAUGGCGGAGAGAGAGUGAAGAAACUGUGUUCCCUCUUGGGUUGCUAUAGAACAAGGGUAAAAUUCGAUUCUGAUAUCAAAAUGCAGUAUUCGCAUCACUGUGAGCACCUUUUAGAGAGACUGAACAAACAACGGGAAGCAGGUUUUCUUUGUGACUGCACCAUAGUGAUUGGGGAAUUCCAGUUUAAAGCUCAUAGGAAUGUGCUUGCCUCGUUUAGUGAGUAUUUUGGUGCGAUCUACAGAAGCACUUCUGAGAACAAUGUCUUUCUUGAUCAGAGUCAGGUGAAGGCUGAUGGAUUUCAGAAACUGUUGGAGUUUAUAUACACAGGAACUUUAAAUCUUGACAGUUGGAAUGUUAAAGAAAUCCAUCAGGCUGCUGACUAUCUCAAAGUGGAAGAGGUGGUCACUAAAUGUAAAAUAAAGAUGGAAGAUUUUGCUUUUAUUGCUAAUCCCUCUUCUACAGAGAUAUCUAGUAUUACUGGAAACAUUGAAUUGAAUCAACAGACUUGUCUCCUUACUCUACGAGAUUAUAACAGUCGGGAGAAAUCAGAAGUGUCUACAGAUUUAGUUCAGGCAAAUCCUAAACAAGGGGCUUUAGCAAAGAAGUCGUCUCAAACUAAAAAGAAGAAGAAGGCCUUCAAUUCCCAGAAAACAGGGCAGAAUAAAACAGUGCAAUAUCCCAGUGACAUUUUAGAGAAUGCAUCUGUUGAAUUGUUUCUAGAUGCAAAUAAAUUGUCCACACCUGUAAUAGAACAAGUUGCACAAAGAAAUGAUUCAGAACUUGAAUUGACAUCAGUUGUGGAAAAUACUUUUCCAGCACAAGAUAUUGUGCAAACUGUUACAGUGAAACGGAAACGUGGAAAAUCACAGCCAAACUGUGCUCUGAAAGAACACUCUAUGUCUAAUAUAGCCAGUGUCAAGAACUGUUACGAGCUGGAGAGCUCUGGGGAAGAGCUGGAUCAGAGGUAUUCCAAGGCCAAACCAAUGUGUAACACAUGUGGGAAAGUAUUUUCAGAAGCCAGCAGCUUGAGAAGACACAUGAGAAUACAUAAAGGAGUCAAACCUUAUGUCUGCCACUUGUGUGGAAAGGCAUUUACUCAAUGUAACCAGCUGAAAACGCAUGUAAGAACUCAUACAGGUGAGAAGCCAUACAAAUGUGAAUUGUGUGAUAAAGGAUUUGCUCAGAAAUGCCAACUAGUCUUCCAUAGUCGCAUGCAUCAUGGUGAGGAAAAACCCUAUAAAUGUGAUGUAUGCAAUUUACAAUUUGCAACUUCUAGCAAUCUCAAGAUUCAUGCAAGGAAGCAUAGUGGAGAGAAGCCAUAUGUCUGUGAUAGGUGUGGACAGCGAUUUGCCCAAGCCAGCACAUUGACCUAUCACGUUCGAAGGCAUACGGGAGAAAAGCCUUAUGUGUGUGAUACCUGUGGGAAGGCAUUUGCUGUCUCUAGUUCUCUUAUCACUCAUUCUCGGAAACAUACAGGAGAAAGACCAUUUAUCUGUGAAUUAUGUGGAAAUUCUUACACAGAUAUUAAAAAUUUAAAGAAACACAAAACAAAAGUCCAUUCUGGUGCAGAUAAAAUUCUAGAUUCCAGUAUAGAGGAUCAUCCCUUGAGUGAACAAGAUUCCAUACAAAAAAGUCCUUUAUCAGAAACUUUGGAUGUGAAGCCUUCUGAUAUGACUUUACCACUAACUCUUCCACUUGGGACUGAGGACCACCACAUGCUUCUGCCUGUCACAGAUAAUCAGUCUCCUACAUCAGACACAUUGUUGAGGUCAACUGUGAAUGGGUAUUCAGAACCACAAUUGAUUUUUUUACAACAAUUAUACUGACUUUGUGAGGAAUAUGGAAUUGCUAAGACGUCUCUGGUAGUAAACAUAAACAUCUCCGGUAAGGUGCAUAUAUUCAUAUAAAUUAACCCUUCAUUUGAGUUGUGGCCAUUAUUUUUCAUUCACUGAAGUAAAAGCAUCUGAUGCUGCACCAUUAACUGUGCAAUGCUUGUUUUGCUAUUGGCUUUUAUGUCUACCUUUACACACAGUUUUUAAAGGAAUGAGUUAUACUACAGUAGCACUAUUUGGGGUGGAUGUUUUACUUUCUUUUAGAGCUGCCUUAAUUCUAUUUUUAUUUUUCAUUUUAGAAUUGCCUUUCAUUUACUAAAGUAGAAUCAAUCAGUUUAUGAUUCAGUUAUGACCUGUGGGAUGUGUUUAUUUUCUUCUUCUCAAAAUGUAAACAAAAUCCAUAAUAGUUGUGAGCCCAAGAGUGGUGCUGUUACUAAGCCCCAUAGACUAGUACAUAAACUGUGGGGCAAAAACUCUCGUAUAUCUGCCUAAGAAAAUUUAGGUACUGAGUAAGAAUUGUGCUAUUUCUCUAUUAAUAUAGUCCAUUGGAGGUAACCCUUCGAAUGAAACAAAAAGUGCUUCUCUUAAAAACUAGAAAACUAUAUAUAAAUUUUGUUCAUUUAGAACUCAGUAUUCUGGAGAAAACCAAUGGUCAGCACUUUUGAAUUGAAUUAUCUGAGACUACAUUUUCAAAAUGAGUUUCAAAUAGAUACUUGUUUUUAUCUUACUAAAGACAGUUUCAGUUUUGGUGCAGAUUGUUUUAAUAGGUUUCUAGAUUACUGGAGAUGAGGAAAAUAUACUGAGUUUUGAAAAUUUGUGAUAAGCCUCUCUUAUACCUUGUAUGCACUUUUUAAAAUAUAAAAUCCUAAAAAGAAUUUUCUAAAUAGAAACAAUGCAUAGUAUAAAACACUUGUCUUCUGAAUUUGAUACAUUAUAUUCAUAAAUAGUUAAGAAAUUAACUUCAAUUGUAAGUAAACAUUUGAGUUAUCAGAAAGCCAGUUUAUUAAACAUUUUAUAUUUGAGUUUUCUACAGGUUUUGAGUUUUAAAUUUUUAUAGAUAAAACUACAGCAGUUGGUGCUGGUUGUAGUUUCACAGUAGUCCUUUUCCUUCCUAAUGAACUUAGAAAAUUCAGGUUUAUUCUGAUAUUUACUAGCACUCUUCCUCCUCCUAUUUUUCCCACAUAUUGAUUUAUUUCAUUGCCUAAUCUUUGAACAUUAAAUUAUCAGUUCUUCAAAGUCAGUUCCUAUACUGCUGAUCAAACACCAUGGUGACAUUAUUUUGUAUUUCUGCCAUGCAUUAGUUGUGGCUCAUUUGUUUUCUGCUUUUAAACCUGUAAUAAAAUUAAUAUAUUUUCUAUUGGUA